CAGAGGAAGGCCAACCUCAAUUCCUCAGCCCUGAUGAUGUUCUUGAGAAGCUGGUGCCAGUGGUCACAAUGUCCACCGAGGCAAAGCUGGAUAAUUGUAAGCUGACAAUGAGGAGUGGUUCCCAUCUGGCCUCUGCCCUGUCCUCAGACUCCUCACGUCUCACACACAUUAAAGUGUAUAGCAAUGAUCUGGGUGACGCUGGAGUGGAACUUUUAUGUUCUGGACUUCAACAUCAAAACUGCAGAUUGGAAGAUCUAAUGAUGCUUGGCUGUAACCUGACAAGUGGGAGUGUUUCCCAUCUGGCCUCUGCCCUGUCCUCACACUCCUCCCGUCUCAGGUCGCUGAACCUGCGGUGGAAUGGUCUGACAGCCUCAGAUGUUGAGCCGCUGACUGCUCUGCAGAGAGACCCCAACUGUAGUCUGCGGUUUCUAGAGUUUUGAUACCAGCUGAGCAGCAGUGAGGAGCCCCGAG
Messenger RNA from Engraulis encrasicolus (European anchovy), 471 nucleotides. Its product is annotated as NACHT, LRR and PYD domains-containing protein 12-like. The transcript is spliced from 4 exons. Gene Ontology annotation, molecular function: protein binding. The coding region runs from base 69 to 440 and encodes 123 amino acids. Gene Ontology annotation, cellular component: cytoplasm. Lineage: Eukaryota; Metazoa; Chordata; Actinopteri; Clupeiformes; Engraulidae. The record is from RefSeq and is a predicted model, not a curated record.